Molecule: messenger RNA, 1686 nt
Organism: Anolis carolinensis (green anole)
Lineage: Eukaryota; Metazoa; Chordata; Lepidosauria; Squamata; Anolidae
Gene: ccdc152
Product: coiled-coil domain containing 152
Exons: 9
Coding region: 370-1113 (247 amino acids)
Source: RefSeq, a predicted model, not a curated record
GCUAGUCACAUUCUCUCAGCCUCAGAUGACAACAAUGGGAAACCUCUUCUGACCAAAUCUUGCCAAGAAAAGCUUGUAAUAGGUUCCCUCUUGGUAUUGCCAUAGGCCAGAAAUGACUCUAAGGCAUAAAGCGACGCUAAAAUGUCAAAGCAGAUGGGGGGGGGGAUGCAUGUAAUGGAGUAAAGAAUGAGGCCUUUUUUGGAUUUAUGAAGCCAAAAUCCUAUGAAACCAGUAUACACUUUUUAAAGAAUGUCUUCAUGAACCUUAAUUUUACAAGCCUGUGUUAUUAGAAGUAUAAUGGGCCAUAUGUGUGCUCCCUAUUAUGCGCUUUCCCUUGGUUUCUGAGGUGUAAUCUUACAGCAAACCAACAUGAAGAAAAACAGUCUGGUGAAUCUUGAUAAACUUGUAGAGGACUUCUCGCACAUAGAAAUGAAAAUAUCAGAACUCCAUGGAAAAAAUAACCUUCUGAAUCUACAGUUGGACAAGACACACAAGUUUCUGUCAAUAAGCCAAUCAAAGGAAAUUUCAGCUAAAGAGGAAUGUGCAACACUGCAAACUGUGAUUAAAGGUCUCCAACAAACUAUAGAAAACCAGUGUAAUUUGAGAGAUGAAAAUGAGAGGCUGAAGAACACAGCCCAUAUGUUAGAAGAGAAACUGAAGGCUCAUGAACAGGAACACAAGAAUAUGGUUGAUAGACUCUUCAGACAAAUGGAAAGCAAGGCAGAGGAGUAUAAACGUGAACAAAGGAAGCUUCACUGUGACGUGAACAAAAAAUUAGAAGCCAAGGACGAAGAACAUAACCAACUAAUACAGAAGAAAGAUAAGGAGAUUUUAGAAAUAACUAGUCAACUGAGAGCUCAAGAAAGGGAAAAACAGAAUGAGAUAAUUAAACUGCAAAUAGAGUUUAAUGCUAAAAUAGCAAGGCUUCAAACCAAAACACCCAAACCAUAUCCAAGUCCAACGGUGUUGCCUCAAACCAUUUUCAGAAGGAAACUUCAGCAUCUUGAAGAGGAGAAGAAUAAGGAGAUUGAAUUUCUCCGUAAUACCAUUAAGGAUUUAGAACAGAGACUUGGUAAAAGACAAGAUUCCCGCUUCAGAAGGCACCAGUUUUAAGAAUGAUAUGAAAACACUACAAGCUAAGAAACAUAAAAGAUGAGAUCACAGUGGAUUGAUAGAAGCUUUCUUUAUUAAAAACAUUGUUUUUGACUGUUCGUUCAUAAGCUUUCCAGUUACAUUCUAAACUACGUUCAUGCUUCUUCUGUGUUCACCAUAAAGGAAUUCAGGUUUUGUAGAAUUUAUUUCCCUAAUAAACCAUCAUGAACUAUGGCAAGCACAAUCUAAGCACUUUCUCUCUGUUAUACAUUUUCUCUCACCUCUGAAUCCCCCAAACCGGGCAUACAAAAAUUUAAUUAAUUGCAAAAAGAGGAAGUAUAGUAAUAAGAGAAGCAUUGUGCGAGUUUCAUUAUUCAGUUAUAAAAAUUAACAUAGACAAUUCACAGAUUAAUGGAACUUGGAAAGCUUAAAUCUUACCUAAAUCUGUUAAGCAAAGAUAUUUCUUGCAUUGAUCCUUCAAUAAAAUUUCCUUUUACUUGCUCCACUCCACCCCAUGCACUCUUUCCAUUCCAAUUCCUAAUGGCUGUGAGAUCCUUAGCUCCAGAAAGACUGUCUAAAGAAAGUUACUUCAGA